AUGAACACAGACUUUGAACCAACCGAGGACGCAAAGGAGGAAUCGCCGAAGCCGCGCAACAAGCCCACAAGAAAGAGAGCAACAAACACCGGGGUUGCAAAGACUGCCCAACAGAAAGUUAGGAAGAACCAGAGAAAGCUCGACGAAGAAUUCAAGAUUUACAUCAAAAACGAGCGGAAGAGAAAACGGGGCGCUGGAAAUGGCAAUGUGCACAUCGAGCCGCCUAAGGCAAAGAAGAUGAGAACAUCAUCUGCAAAGUCAGACAAGAAAGAUCAGCGAAGCAUCGAAGAGAACUUUUAUGACACCGGCAAAGCAACUGCUCGCGCCACAGCCAACCGACCAAUCACUCAAAAAGAAAGAAAUGAGGAACUGAAGGACAGAAUCAGUCACGGCACGAACAACCGCCGAAGUGGAACUCAAAAGCGAGAUCUCAAAGAGGCCACAAGUAUUUUCGGCUACAGCAAAAUUGUUUGCUUCCCCAACGGGGAGUACUACCUCAAGGGAAUGAGGGAGACCACCAAGCUCAGAGAGGAGCAGCUUCCCACCGUCUCAUGGAUGGUCCAGCGGGAGCACGGCAUAUCGCCUCCUUUUGGGGGAGUUCUCGGGGAUGAUGUUGGUCUCGGAAAGACAAUGGUGUCCAUGGCUUGCACCGUUGGGAAUCCUGCGUCGGCUGAAGACCUUCAAACCUACUUCGGUGCCACUUUGAUCAUUGUGCCGUCAACUGACAUGGCCAAGCAAUGGCGAGCAGAGUAUCUCAAGCAUAUCGAAGCCAUCAGAGACAAUGAGAUUCUCAUCUGGUCCAACGCUCAAUGGAAGGAGUCAAGCGUGAACUUUCACAACUACAAGAUUGUGAUUGCCACGAUUACUGAGAUUCGUGGAAACCUCACAGACGAAGAGCUGAAGAAGAUUGAAGCGGAACACGGCAUGGAAAGCGACGAGUAUCGAGCUGCGCUAGUCAGGUUUGCCGGCCCAGUUUACGGCAUCAAGUGGUACAGGAUCAUUCUUGAUGAGGGGCACGCUGUCAAGAACAUGAAUACCCUAUGUGAGUUGCCACAUGAGGAGAGGUGA
Molecule: messenger RNA, 1068 nt
Organism: Colletotrichum chrysophilum
Lineage: Eukaryota; Fungi; Ascomycota; Sordariomycetes; Glomerellales; Glomerellaceae
Exons: 2
Coding region: 1-1068 (355 amino acids)
Molecular function (GO): ATP binding; ATP-dependent chromatin remodeler activity
Source: RefSeq, a predicted model, not a curated record